CGUGCAUCCGAUCGACGCCAUGUCUUUUUCAUUCAGCAUUUUGCAUCUGAAAGUCUCUGCACGUGUUGAGGAAAGUAGCUCGUUUCCUUGACCCAAAAAUCCUGUAUUGUGACAUUUGCUACGUUUUUGACAGCCACAGAUUACUACCUAAAGAUGUCGCACGGGAGCGGCGGUGGCGGGCCUCCAGAAAUAGAGGGAAUGACGUCCCUGAAAGUGGACAAUCUGACUUACCGCACAAAGCCCGAGGACCUGCACAAAGUCUUCUCGAAAUAUGGCGACGUGGGGGACGUGUACAUCCCGCGCGAUCGCUACACCAAGGAAAGCCGGGGCUUCGCGUUCGUCCGAUUCUUCGACAAGCGAGACGCUGAAGAUGCGAUGGACUACAUGGACGGAGCCGCCAUGGACGGGAGGGAGUUGAGGGUGCAAAUGGCGCGAUAUGGCCGGCCGUCUACGGACUACAACCGACGGCCACGCCGUUAUGACCGCGGUGGAGGGGGCAGGAGUGGUGGAUGGGACCGGCGCAGAAGGGAUUCCAGGUCGCGUUCUCGAUCACACUCCAGAGGAAGACGUGGCAGAUCUCGUUCCCGCUCGCCUCGCCGCUCUCCCCGGCGCUCCCCACGCAGGUCACCACCCUACCGUCGGCGCCGGUCCCCGUCUCACUCCAGGAGCCGUUCCCGCAGCCCGCCUCGCCGGUCUCACUCCCACUCCCCAGCCAAGCGUAGGAGCAACAGCCGCAGUCGCUCUCGUUCUGGCUCCAAGUCACCCCGGCAGAGGAUGCGAUCACCUUCACGAUCCCGCUCCCGCUCUCGCUCUAAAUCCGGCUCCUACAGCUGCAAGGAUUAAGAUGCAAGGAUGGAGGCGAAGAGCUGUGUGCUACCCCCAUCGCCCGGCAUCAGCGUCUUGGCCUCGAGAUGCUUGACAUCAACAGACCUCCGAUCUGAUGAUGCCCGACGCCUGAUUUUUAAGGUCAAGAUAACGUUUUAAAAUUGUUCACUUAAAAUCAAUAUUACAUAAAGAAUGCAGUGCAUGUUGAAUAACUGUAGGUACAAUGUAAAUGGACAUUGCAACUUCAAAGGGGACUACAUUCGUAUUUUAUCAUCAUAACUAGCUGGAUUAUAUGAAUCUGCAGAGCUGGACAUUGCAUUUGUAUGA
Molecule: messenger RNA, 1152 nt
Organism: Patiria miniata (bat star)
Lineage: Eukaryota; Metazoa; Echinodermata; Asteroidea; Valvatida; Asterinidae
Product: serine/arginine-rich splicing factor 2-like
Exons: 3
Coding region: 154-843 (229 amino acids)
Molecular function (GO): RNA binding
Source: RefSeq, a predicted model, not a curated record